AUUUUUCUAACCUUCACCUGCCUCCACCAUUGCAGUUUGCACGCGCUUGUACGCGCCACAAUAUACAACAAAUACCAAACCAAAACUAAGCGAUACAGCAGUAUAUAGAAUGUAUUGUGCGUGUAGCAUAUUCGUCACAUAAUAUCAUUUUUCAAGAAUUGUGCGUUUUGUUCGUGCAUCAAAUUGUCAAGUAUUUUUUUUUAAAUAUGUACAUACAUACAGGUCUGAGCAUGAGUAAACAACUGAGCUUUUAAAUGAGAGAUGGGCUGCGUGCCGCGAAAUUCACUGUCAGUAUUGAAAAUCCAAGUUCACGUUAUGUAUAUUAUAGAUUUUCAGUACUGGCAGUUAAUUUUGGAACGUGUUAUAUUACCCAUUACCUUAAUAUUUUUACAGAGGACGUUCUGCUCUAGCUUGCAAAGUUUAAUUAAUGUGAGGCAAGUUUAAACGUCUAUACAAAUGUUGAGAGAUAUUGACGUUUCAACAGACACUGCCAAACUGUUAAUUAUCCAAUAUUUGUGUUAAUAAUGUCGAAAAAGAUAGCGGUUGGUCAAAAAAGCAAUCAAUCUACAAUAGUAGGAUUUUUGGCAAAGACAACUAAUAAAAACAAUGUUCUGCAAACUAGUAAAUCAAAAUCAUUGACAGAUAAGGAAGCUGAUUUAAAUAAUGAAUUAACCAAUAAUUUAUGUUUUGCUAAACAAAGGAGAAUAGCUGGAGACUUGGAUAAUUCAGAUAGUUCAGACUCUUGCAAAAGUCCACUUAAAACACGAAUAAAUACAGUUUGUAGUACAAUGGAAAUGUAUCGUGUUGAAAACCCACCAGAGGAAAAACAGGAAAUUAAAAAAGAGUUUGGAUUUUCAAAGUUAUCACGAAAAAAAACUUGUGUUAUUUCUGAGUCUUCUGACAGUGAGGAAGACAAAAGUAAUGUUAAAAAAUGUUUGCGUUUAAAUCAGUGUCCAAUUAAAAGGGUAAUAGAAGAUGAGACAAAGCAAGCAUCACAAAUUUAUCAAUAUGCUAAAUGCAACAAUGAAUAUUUUCCUUCUAGUAGUGCAACAUUAUUAAAGGAAAAUAAACAAAAGAUAAAAAUAGAAUCCAGUGAUGACGAUAACAUAAAGCCUAACAAUACAAAAAAUAAACAUUUAUGCACUCCUAAAAAGGAUAAUAUAAUGGCUAAUGAAAAGAAAAAUGCUAUAAUUUCAGAGUCUGACGUUGAUAGCCCUAGCUCAAAGUAUAAUGGCGAGAGAUCACCGAGAAAACACUGGGCAGGGGUUGGCCCUGAUAUUAAAUUGAAUCUGAAAGAUUUAGGUUUAAACAAACAAUUAGGUUCAUGGGUUGAAUUCAUUCAACAAAAAUCAGUAAUGUCUACAGUACCUGUUACAAAAGAUAAGUUGCUUGAAAGACGCCAAGAUUUAAAGGAACUUGAAAUUGAAAUUCUGGACAAAUUUUAUACUGCUCUUGAGUUAAUUCCAUUACCAAUAUUGGAACAAUUUCCAAAAUUUGAUCGAUGCUCUUUUAAAAAGUUGCAAGGUCUGCAUCGGCAUGUAAAAGCUAAAUUACGUUUAAUACAAACAAGCUUAUCAAAGUUAUCAAAAGAAGAUGAAAAGGAGGAUUUAUUCGAGUCCUCAGAAACACUUGGAUCUUCAACGUCAAAGUCAGGUGCAACGUCAAUUUCAUGCAUGUCCGAGAGCUUAAAUGAUAAUGACUGUGGCUAUGACUAUGACAAUUUCAUAGCCACAGAUUCUUCAAUAUUAAAAGCGACAACAGACUUUCGUCAAGAUUUGGCAAAUGUAAUGGAAUCGUAUGCAACAAAUGUAAAGAAACAUGAUAAUAACAUGGAACCUGUGUCAGCAGUUAAGAAUGAAACCACAGUUCCAAAUAAGAAGAGUACUUUCCAAUUGAAAAGACCAGUCAAAACAAUAUUAGAUGCUCAAGUUUCGAAAACAAUAGCAGAAAUGUGGGAAAAGGACCAACAAAUGUCUAAAACAAUGAAUUCUUCCAUGGAUUCUGAUUGUGUUCCCGUGCAUGAUACAUCUAAUGACAGUAUUAAAACGUCACCAAGUAAUAAAAAAGAUAUGUUUAGUUUAAGAAGAAAUGUCAUCUUAGAUAGUCCAGAUAGUCCACAUAAGAUUAUUGCAAAUAAAUCUCAAGGAAUCAAUCAAGGAUUUGCUACAAAAGUUGAAACCUUAACACAACAAUUAGAACAAUUUCCAGCUUUGGGAGAAAAUUGUAAUAUAGAUAUAAACGAUGACGAUUUUACAGAUUGGCCACAGAAUGAUAUGGCACAGAGCAAGGAGCAUGCUGAUGACAAAUCAAACUCAAAAUGUGAAAAAAAUAGUGUGGUAUAUGGCAAAUUUACUGGUAAUUAUAAAAAUGAUGGUGUUAGUGGAGAAUUUGAUGGUACAACAUAUCCACAUUCGCGAGAAAUGUUACAGAUAUUUCGACAGAGAUUUGGAUUAUAUACUUUCAGGCCAAAUCAGUUGCAAGCUAUUAAUGCAACACUUUUGGGAUUUGAUUGUUUCAUUUUAAUGCCAACUGGAGGUGGAAAGUCCCUUUGUUAUCAAUUGCCUGCCCUCUUAAGUAUAGGAUUAACAGUUGUCGUUUCACCAUUAAAAAGUCUUAUUUCAGACCAAGUUCAAAAACUUAUCUCACUUGACAUUCCUGCGGCACAUUUAUCUGGUUCUAUCACAGAGAAUCAAGCAGAGGCAAUAUAUAGGGAACUCUCUAAAAAAGAACCUGCUCUCAAAAUAUUAUAUGUAACACCAGAGAAAAUCUCCGCCUCACCAAAAUUAUGUAGUACUCUGACUAAUCUGUACGAGAGAGAAUUAUUGGCAAGAUUUGUUAUUGACGAGGUACACUGUGUUAGUCAAUGGGGUCACGAUUUUAGACCAGAUUAUAAAAGAUUAAGAUGUCUCAGGGACAAUUACCCUAAAGUGCCAACAAUGGCCCUGACUGCAACGGCUACGCCACGUGUUAGGACGGAUAUUUUGCAUCAAUUGGGUAUGACUAAUCCAAAAUGGUUCAUGUCCAGUUUCAACAGACCUAAUUUGAGAUAUAGUAUAAUAGCGAAGAAGGGAAAAAAUUGUUCCGAUGAAAUUGUCGCUAUGAUAAUGACAAAAUUUAAAAAUGCUUGCGGCAUCGUAUAUUGCUUGUCGCGUAAGGAUUGCGAUGAUUACGCUGCACAAAUGAAAAAAAAUGGUAUUAAAGCAUUAAGUUAUCAUGCAGGACUUUCAGAUGUUCAAAGAAGCAAUUGUCAAGGAAAAUGGAUUUCCGAUGAAAUACGUGUUAUAUGCGCGACUAUAGCCUUUGGAAUGGGGAUUGAUAAACCAAAUGUGCGCUUUGUUAUACAUGCAGCCUUGCCAAAGUCCAUUGAAGGCUACUAUCAAGAAAGUGGUCGUGCUGGUCGCGAUGGUGAAACAGCAGACUGCAUUCUAUUUUAUAAUUACUCAGAUAUGCAUCGAAUCAGAAAAAUGCUUGAAUUGGAUAACCCAAGCCCACAAGUCAUAAAUACACACAUGGACAAUUUGUUUAAAAUGGUAGCAUUUUGUGAAAAUAGUACAGAUUGUCGUAGAUCGCUACAGCUUAAUUAUUUUGGAGAGAUAUUUGAUAGGCAACAAUGUAUCAUGAAUAAGAUAACUGCGUGUGAUAAUUGCAGAUGUAAGGACGAGAUUACAAUGUUGGACGUUACUGAAGAUGCAAAAAAGAUUAUGGAAGCUGUACGAGAUAUUAGUAAUAGAAAGAAACUUACAGUAGUAUUCUUAACAGAUAUUUUUAAGGGCAGCGAUCUGAAAAAAAUUAGAGAAUCAGGUUUAACAAAACAUCCUUUAUAUGGUCGUGGCAAAUCGUGGAACAAAAGUGACAUAGAACGCCUUUUGCACCACAUGAUACUGCAAGAAUAUUUACGAGAAUAUAUGUAUAUUAAUAAUGAAAUUGCUUGCGCAUAUGUGACAAUUGGACCAAAAGCGAGCGAACUCAUGACAAAAAAAGAUGUAAAGGUACAAAUUCCAACGAGACAAUCUAAUAAAUCUACAAGUGGUGUGGCUACAGUUUCAACAGUUACAAAGAAAGUCGAUGGUAUUAUAAAGGAAUUGCAAGAUCGUUGCUAUACCGAGCUGAUGACGAUAAUAAGAGGAAUCGCUGGUGCAUUGGAUGUUUCCGCUUCUUCCAUUAUGAAUAUGGUAGCUGUUAGAGUUAUGAGCCAGCGUUUACCAGAAACCGAAGAAGCCAUGUUACAAAUACCACACGUUACUAAGGCUAACUUUGUCAAAUAUGGCAAACCUCUUUUAAACAUUACACAAAAAUAUGCGGCAGAAAAAACUGGAUUGUUAAAUGAAAAUGAUGAAGCACAGGAUAGUGAUGAUAAUGACAACACCUGGGAUGACAAUAAUUCCAGCUGCUCUUACAGUAGUAAUAAUACUGCCAGUCGUGGCAGGAAACGAAAGAUUGGCAGUAGAUCUAACAGUACGAGUAAUAAAAAAUAUAAAAGGGGUGGCUCGAGUGCAUGGAAAGGAAAAGGUCGUCAAGGUACAUCAAAAGGCUCGUCAAGAAGUACAAAAGGUUCAACAGCAACUGUGAAAAAAGAAGUAGGACUUGCAAGUUUCAGUCAAACAAAACAAUAUCUUACAAACCCCAACAGAUACAUGAACAUUGCUUGAUUCAGUCUUCCUGUUUAUUAUAAAUUAUUUAUAGCAUUUGUAAUGGUGCAUAAAUAUAAUCUCUGUACAUAUUUUGGGAUACUUGGUAUCAAAAGUUGUUAUAUGGCGUUCAUUUUAUUGAAUAAAACAAUUUGAUAAACGUUGCAAAAUUA
Molecule: messenger RNA, 4801 nt
Organism: Solenopsis invicta (red fire ant)
Lineage: Eukaryota; Metazoa; Arthropoda; Insecta; Hymenoptera; Formicidae
Gene: Blm
Product: Bloom syndrome protein homolog
Exons: 14
Coding region: 525-4649 (1374 amino acids)
Biological process (GO): DNA replication; double-strand break repair via homologous recombination
Cellular component (GO): chromosome; cytoplasm; nucleus
Molecular function (GO): ATP binding; 3'-5' DNA helicase activity; nucleic acid binding
Source: RefSeq, a predicted model, not a curated record